AUGGAUAUCGUAUCAAAAAGCAUUGGAGAGCCAAUAGUUCCAAGCUACGUCCCUGGAGGUAUGGCCACUAAAGGAGACCGUAUGAACUUCAUCGAUAGACUAAUGAACGUUGCCGACAUGGUGUUGGGGCAGAAGUUUUUUGGCAACACAUUCGUAGAGGAAAUCAAAGUUUUUCGGGCCAAGUAUGGACCACAAUUUAAAGACUAUGACGAGAUUAUUGCCGAUGCUUCUUAUGUUCUGACAAAUUCGAAUCCCUACCUUGACUAUCCCCGUCCUAUGCUCCACAAAACUGUUUCACUUGGUGGAAUUGCUGUCCACAUCGAUCCCAAAAAGAACGUCCUUUCCAAGAAAUGGGAUGGCAUUUUGAACGAAAGAAACACUACCGUAUUCGUAUCGUUCGGUUCAGUGGCCAAGUCCAUUUACAUGCCAGAUGAAUAUAAGAAAAAUCUUCUGGAUGUCUUCGAAAGCAUGCCUGAGACGACGUUCAUAUGGAAAUACGAAGAGGAAGGUUCAAAAUUGGGAGCUCAUCUCAAGAAUGUCCACCUCACCACAUGGGCACCUCAAAACGCUCUUCUUGCUGAUCCUCGUCUAACAGUUUUCAUCACUCAUGGUGGACUAGGCAGCACUACCGAGCUGGCUCAUUUGGGUAAACCAGCCAUCCUUAUGCCCGUCUUUGCUGAUCAGACCAGGAACGCCCACAUGCUGGCUAAACAUGGUGGAGGUAUCGUUCUAACAAAGUUUGCCUUGGAAGAUCCACAGAUCAUCCGAGAUUCUCUGAAAAAGAUCUUUAACGAUGCCAGCUAUUCUCGAAAUGCCAAACGACUGUCAGAGAUGCUUUUGAAUCAGCCGAUCAGCGCCGAGCAGCUCCUCAUCAAACACUGCGAAUUUGCUGCCAAGUGA
Molecule: messenger RNA, 900 nt
Organism: Haemonchus placei
Lineage: Eukaryota; Metazoa; Nematoda; Chromadorea; Rhabditida; Trichostrongylidae
Source: the annotation of a GenBank genome assembly